CACCGAUCAGAAAAGAGAUUUUCGUACGGGCGUAAAUAGGAAGGAAGGAAGGAAGAUUAAAUAAUUAAUAAGAAAUUAGAUGGAUCGGCUGCUGGGAGAUUUCGAAAUUCCGGCGAAAGAUCCUUCCGACGAGGAUCUGAGUGGCUGGAGAUCGUCGGUCGGUCUUGUUAAGAACCACAGCAGACGCUAUCGCAACGUCGCCGAUCUCGCCGUCAGAACCCAAUCCAAACAGAUCAUCCGCCAAACUCAGGAACGACUACGAGUUCUUCUUUAUGUGCAGAGAGCAGCAUUGAGAUUUAUAGAUGGUGCAAGUUUCGAAGAACAGCUUUCAGAAGAAGCCCAACAACAAGGAUUCAGAAUCCAUCCAAAUCAACUCGCUUCCAUCAUUCGAAACCACAACCUUAAACGAUUAGAAUCCCACGGCGGACCAAACGGAAUCGCGAACAAGAUCAAUGUCUCACUGACCCACGGCGUCGAUUCAAACGACGUACCAAAAAGACAAAACAUUUACGGAUCAAACACAUUUGCCCAAAAACUUUCUAAAUCUUUCUGGUUCUUUCUUUGGGAAGCAUUACACGACAUAACUCUAAACAUCCUCAUGGUAUGCGCAGUCAUUUCAAUUAUCGUCGGACUCCCAACCGAAGGCUGGCCGACCGGCAUCUACGACGGACUAGGAAUCCUUUUAAGUAUUUUAUUGGUCGUAACCGUUACUGCUGUUAGCGAUUACAGACAGUCUUUACAGUUUCAAGAUUUGGACAAGGAGAAGAAGAACAUUAUUGUUCAUGUCACCAGAGAUGGUUAUCGACAAAAGAUUUCCAUUUUUCAAUUGGUGGUCGGUGACAUUGUUCAUUUAUCGAUCGGCGAUCAAGUUCCGGCAGAUGGGAUUUUCAUAUCGGGUUAUAGUUUGUUGAUUGAUGAAUCGAGUUUAUCGGGUGAGAGUGAGCCUGUUGAUAUAAACAGAGAAAGACCUUUCCUUUUGGCGGGAACGAAAGUACAAGAUGGGUCGGGUAAAAUGUUGGUUACAACGGUCGGUAUGAGAACAGAGUGGGGUAAGUUAACCGAAGCUUUAAACGACGGAGGAGGAGAAGACGAGACGCCAUUGCAGGUCAAGCUGAAUGGGGUUGCCACGGUUAUUGGGAAGAUCGGUUUAGUGUUUUCGAUUUUGACGUUUACGGUUUUGGUGACGAGGUUUCUUAUAAACAAAGGGAUUCAAAAGGAUUUAACGAAUUGGUCUUUGACAGACGCGUUACAGCUUUUGAAUUACUUCGCAACCGCGGUUACGAUUAUCGUAGUCGCGGUUCCGGAAGGACUGCCUCUGGCUGUAACGCUAAGUCUCGCGUUUGCGAUGAAGAAACUAAUGAAUGAAAAAGCGCUAGUGAGGCAUCUAGCCGCGUGUGAAACGAUGGGGUCGGCUACUACCAUUUGUACUGAUAAAACAGGAACUUUAACGACUAAUCAUAUGGUGGUUGAUAAGAUAUGGUUAUCAGGAAAGAAUUUUGAAGGAGAUAGAUUAUUAUCAUCUUUAGACUUAUCAGAGAAUUGUUUAAUCAUUCUAUUACAAGCCAUAUUUCAAAACACUGCGGCUGAAGUCGUGUUGGGAAAAGACGGGAAUCGUUCUGUUUUAGGAACGCCCACUGAAUCUGCGAUUCUCGAAUACGGUUUGCUUCUUGGCGGAGAUUUCGACUCUCAACGCCGCGAAAUUGGGGUUCUUAAGGUUGAGCCGUUCAAUUCUGUGAAGAAGAAAAUGUCUGUUUUAGUGUUGCUUCCUGACGGUAGAAAACGAGUGUUUUGUAAAGGAGCGUCGGAGAUUAUACUGGGAUUUUGUACUAACAUGGUUGAUAUAAAUGGAGAAGUUGUUUCAAUUUCAGAUGAUGUUAAUGAUGUUAUAAAUAGUUUUGCAUCUGAUGCAUUAAGAACUCUGUCUUUGGCUUAUAAGGAUAUUGAUGAUGAUGAUCUUGAUUAUGAAAACAACGGAAUCAUUCCUGACAAUGGAUAUACGUUAAUAGCAGUUGUUGGGAUUAAGGAUCCAGUUCGUCCUGGUGUUAAGGAAGCAGUACAAAUCUGUUUGGCUGCUGGAAUUACAGUUCGAAUGGUCACUGGUGAUAAUAUCAACACGGCUAAGGCCAUUGCUAGAGAAUGUGGUAUACUUACUGAAGACGGUUUGGCGAUCGAAGGAUCUGAUUUUCGUAGCAAAUCCCCCGAGGAUUUGAAGAGUAUUUUGCCUAAAAUUCAAGUUAUGGCUCGAUCCUUACCUUUGGACAAGCACAGGUUGGUUAGUAGUUUGAAGAACACGGGGGAAGUGGUGGCGGUUACUGGCGAUGGAACAAACGAUGCUCCUGCUUUGCAUGAAUCCAACAUUGGACUUGCAAUGGGUAUUGCAGGAACAGAGGUUGCAAAAGAGAAUGCUGAUGUUAUAAUACUAGACGAUAAUUUCAAGACUAUAGUAAACGUCGCAAAAUGGGGUCGAGCAGUGUACAUAAAUAUUCAAAAAUUUGUACAGUUUCAAUUAACCGUUAAUAUCGUCGCCCUAAUGCUCAAUUUCGUUUCAGCCUGCGUCACAGCGUCGGCUCCUCUAACCGCGGUUCAGCUACUGUGGGUAAACCUGAUCAUGGACACAUUAGGUGCAUUGGCUUUAGCUACAGAACCACCAAAUGAAGGACUAAUGAAAAGAAAACCUGUGAGAAAGGAGACAGGAUUCAUUACAAAGAUCAUGUGGAGAAACAUCUUUGGUCAGAGCAUCUACCAAUUAAUAGUUCUUUUCGUUCUAACAUUCGACGGUUUGAAUCUCUUGAAACUCGGAGAUGUUUCCAAUGGUACUAAGAUUCUCAACACCUUCAUAUUCAACACAUUUGUGUUCUGUCAGGUGUUUAACGAGAUAAACAGUCGUGACAUGGAGAAGACAAAUGUGUUCAGUGGAUUAUUCGAAAGCUGGGUAUUUUUAACUAUAAUAGUUUCGACAGCUGCGUUUCAGGCUAUUAUAGUAGAGUUUCUUGGGGCUUUUGCUAGCACAGUUCCAUUAAGUUGGCAGUUAUGGUUAUUAAGCAUAUUAAUUGGAGCAAUAAGCUUGCCUGUGGGAAUCCUCUUAAAGUGCAUCUCUGUUAACAAGACGGCUCCCCUGCUUCACCAGAAUCACCACGACGGUUAUGCGCCGCUCCCUAGUGGCCCAGAAAUGGCUUGAAUAAAGACAAUGUUAAUCGUAACUGAAAUAUGCGGAAAUAAAAUGACAGUUUUCAUAUU
This is a messenger RNA of Impatiens glandulifera, 3237 nucleotides long. Its product is annotated as calcium-transporting ATPase 4, plasma membrane-type-like. Gene Ontology annotation, biological process: calcium ion transmembrane transport. The transcript has 7 exons. Gene Ontology annotation, molecular function: calmodulin binding; ATP hydrolysis activity; P-type calcium transporter activity. Gene Ontology annotation, cellular component: membrane; intracellular membrane-bounded organelle. The coding region runs from base 80 to 3178 and encodes 1032 amino acids. NCBI's taxonomy places the organism in Eukaryota, Viridiplantae, Streptophyta, Magnoliopsida, Ericales, Balsaminaceae. The record is from RefSeq and is a predicted model, not a curated record.